This is a messenger RNA of Cetraspora pellucida, 1296 nucleotides long. Lineage: Eukaryota; Fungi; Glomeromycota; Glomeromycetes; Diversisporales; Gigasporaceae. The record is from the annotation of a GenBank genome assembly.
AUGCCAGAACGUUAUUUGAAAAAUACGUUAACACAUCCAAAUAUUAAUGAUUGUGAUCCUGCAAAAAUCGAAAAAUUUAUUAGAUACGGUGUUGAAAAAAUUCUUUCAAAAUUUCCGGCCACUUAUGAUGGUCGUGAUUAUGAUGUGUUUGUUGGAUACGGAGGAAUUGCUUUCAUGUUUUUUCAUUUACAUCAAUUAUUCCCUGAUUUAACAAUCGCUGGGGACAAUGUAUUUCUUUUAUGCUCCACAUAUCUAUCAGCCUCAUUAUCUGCAGUUCAAAAUACUUCUCCAAAACAUGUAGGAUUUAUAGGUAGCCAUAUAGGACCACUGGCGUUGGCCGUUGUAGUUUAUGAAACCAUUGAAAAAAACACAUCUGAAUCUUUGAAAUAUCUUGACACUAUUCUUGAUAAAUAUCAUUCAUUAUCAUUACAAGAAAAUUCAAAUGAAUUAUUAUAUGGUCGAGCUGGGUAUCUUUAUGCAUUAAUUUUCAUUCGAAAAUAUUGUAAAGAUAACGAAGAAAUCAUGUUAAGAAUUGGAAAUGAUAAAUUAAAUGAAAUUAUCGAGUUAAUUAUUAAAGAUGGCAGAGAUGGUGCAAAACAACUUACUGUUAAUGAUAAGGUUACGAGACCAGCCUUAAUGUGGAGUUGGCAUAAUUCAGAAUAUAUUGGUGCUAUACAUGGUGUUGCCGGAAUCAUCACUAUCAUCCUUCAAUGUGGUGAAUUAGCUAUCCCUUAUUUGGAUGAAUUAUUCCAAACAAUUGAAUGGCUUAUAGGAAUAGUCCAAAUGAAUCAAAACUAUCCUGCACGAAUACAAUCAACUCACGAUGACCUUAUUCAGUUUUGCCAUGGUGCUCCAGGAAUAAUAAUUUCACUUUUAAAAAUUUAUUCUUUAUAUCCGACUCAUGUUUCAUCAAAGAAUAUUCUUCUGAAUGCAAUUUCUAAAGUUGAUUUGGUCUGGGAACGUGGAAUUUUGAAAAAAGGCGUAACAGGUCUUUGUCAUAAUACUCUUGGUAAUGCUUAUACUUUUCUGUUGGCUUAUCUUGUUACGCGAGAUGAUAUUCAACUUAAAAGGGCAUUAGCACUUGGUUUAUAUGGAGGUGAAUGGGAAGUAGAAACUCAUAAGGGUGAAGUACGAGUUCCUGAUCAUCCUUGGAGUCUUUUUGAAGGUCUUGGUGGCGGUGUGAUUUAUUGGUCUGAUCUUGUGUUUGUAUUGAAAAAUGUUAAGCAGUUAGAUGUAAAUAGCGGAUCAAUUACACAAGGAAAAGUUAUUGGAUUUCCUUGUUUCACUGAUUUGUAG